AUUUUUCAAUGAUAAUUUAUUUAUAAUUCUAUUUGUAUCAACUGUUAGGAAUCAAUAAAGAAGCAAAUUGUCUUAACAGCAGAAGUGACAGAAAGAAACGAAGUAGUAACGUCUCUGCAAAAACAAGUAACUAUGUUACAAGAGCAAUGUCGUUCUACAAACAUGCAAAUUCAUUUUAAAGAAGGCAUUAUUAAAGAAAUGCGAAGAAAAUUAAGACGAACUAAGUUUCUAUAUUCUAACUUCUUUCCUUAUACUUCUAAUCGUUAUGACAAAGUUACUAUUGACAAUCAAGAAAUGGAAUCUUUUUAUAAAUUAUGUGAGAAAAUUAUGAUACCAAAAAUGAUGUAUACAUCUGCUGAGCACAAUAAUGAUUCGUUUUUGCAAACUUACAUUAACACUAUUUUAAAUCAUAAUAAAUUAAUAAAAGAUGUAUCUAUAAUGAAAACAAAACACAAUAAUUUAAAAACAAAAAUAAUAAAUUGUCAUAAAAAUACUGAAUAUAAUAAAAUUGAUAUGUAUAAGAGUUUUCAUGAUAUUGAUAAAAAGAUCUUGAAAUAUAGCAAAAAGCUACCAUCUGUUAAUACACACAAACAAUUAAUUGUUUCAAACAGUUGUAACAAUUGAACAACAA
Messenger RNA from Bombus pascuorum, 631 nucleotides. RefSeq lists its product as uncharacterized. Bases 133 to 624 code for a protein of 163 amino acids. The transcript is spliced from 2 exons. The record is from RefSeq and is a predicted model, not a curated record. NCBI's taxonomy places the organism in Eukaryota, Metazoa, Arthropoda, Insecta, Hymenoptera, Apidae.